GCCCGUUUGCACCGCUUAAGCAACAUUUCCAUCGCAUCCCCCAUCUACGAAAACUCUCUUGGUUCAUAGUUUUCUUCCUCCAGAACCCCAGUUCCUCCUGCUGCUUGACCAGGUGGAGAGAGAAUCGAGAUGCCGUCUCUGCAAACAGCUUUGCCUCCUGAACUGGCAGACAAUGUUCUAAGGCUUUAUCGCGAGUGCCUUCGAAGAGCGAAAUACAUAGGGCAUCAGCAACACAAUACUCAGCUUCUUGUUGACUUGGUGAGGCAGCAAUUUAGACGGCACAUGCAUGAGACAGAUCCCAGGCAAAUCCAAAAACUUAAGGAUGAUGCGGCAAGGGGGCUGAUUAACCAUAUACUGUAUGAAUCAGAGAAGAUGACUGGUCGCAAAUUCAGUAAAGGCUCGUAAUGUCGAUAUUCACUAUCUGUUUCAAUGGGCUUGUUGACGAGGUUUCGACUGCUUAUGAAGUUAGUUUAGCUUCAGUGGCAAUAAGAUACCUCUUUUUUUAUUCCCCAUUGCUGCAAUUGACUGUGAUGCUAACGUAAAACUGCAAGCAAUGUGUGUUGCGGAACAGGACAAGGGUCAAUGGAUCGCUGUGGGAGGUCUAAUGUUGGAUAUGGUCACAAUUUGUGGUCAUGUCACAACUCAGAAGGCAAAUGCAUUUGACAGCACGAUUGAUUUUCA
Messenger RNA from Rhodamnia argentea, 681 nucleotides. RefSeq lists its product as uncharacterized. Lineage: Eukaryota; Viridiplantae; Streptophyta; Magnoliopsida; Myrtales; Myrtaceae. The transcript is spliced from 5 exons. Bases 130 to 405 code for a protein of 91 amino acids. The record is from RefSeq and is a predicted model, not a curated record.